AUGGAGGAGAACAAAGCAGAGAUCACAUAUGUGGAAAGCGCAAAGGAAGACUUUGAAAUUGUCAAGCAAUCAGAGCCAACUGAGGAGUUGGAGAGAAACUUGGCCAUCCCAGAGUCUUUGAAACACAUGACUGAGGAAGAGCUUGAGGCAUUUGACAAGAAAGUCACUAGAAAGAUCGAUUUCAGAAUCUUGCCAACAUUGGUUUGGAUCUACAUCUUAAACUACUUGGACAGAAACAACAUUGCGUCCGCACGUCUUGGUGGCAUGGAGGACGACUUGGGGCUGAAAGGUAAUCAAUACCAGACGUGUAUCUCUAUUCUUUUUGUUGGUUAUAUUCUUAUGCAAAUCCCAGCAAACAUGCUGAUGAACAAACUGGGAAGACCUUCAGCCUUCAUGACGACAAUCAUGUUUACCUGGGCAAUUAUCUCUACAUGCACAGGUGCAGUACAGAACUACGCAGGGUUGAUGGUCAUUCGUCUGUUGCUUGGGUUCGUGGAAGCUGGCUUCUUCGGGUCUGCCUUGUACUACUUGUCAUGUUGGUACUCCAGAAAAGAUCUGUCCUUGAGAAAUGCCAUUCUCUACUCAGGUUCAUUGUUCUCCGGUGCUCUUUCAGGAUUGAUUGCUGCAGGAAUCAUUGAAAAUAUGAACGGGGUCCAUGGUUUGAAGUCUUGGAGGUGGUUAUUCAUUAUUGAAGGUUCUAUCACCAUUGGAACUGUUCCCUUGGCCUACUUCAUCCUUCCAGAUAUGCCACAUAACUCAAAGUUCCUCACAGAGCAGGAGAGAGAUUUUGUCAUGUGGAAACUCAGAAGAGAAGUGGGUCAAGACGAUUCAGACAAGCUGAACGAGGAGUCAUACUGGACAACGUUCCUUUUGACUGUUAAGGAUAUCAAAGUCUGGUGUCUCACUGGUGUCUUUGCCUUCCUUGUCGCAGCCUGUGGUGUCACCAACUUCUUCCCAACAGUGGUGAAAACUUUGAACUUUGACAAUAUCACCACUUUGGGCUUGACUGUACCACCUUAUAUGAUUGCUGUUGUUGCAACAUUUAUCUGGGCUAGACAUGCGGAUAAGACUGGAGAAAGAUUCCUACACGUCACCAUACCUCUGGUGUUAUCAAUGAUAGCCUUCAUUAUUGCAGUGGCAACUACAAAUACUGGUGCACGCUACUUUUCCAUGUGCCUGAUGAUCCCGGCUUUGUAUUGCUCUUUUACAACUAUUAUCUCAUGGAUGUCAAACUGUGUUCCUAGACCACCAUUGAAGAGAGCCAUUGCAAUUUCCUUGAUGAACUGUUUGUCCAACUCCACUUCCAUUUGGAACUCAUAUUUGUAUCCAACCAGUGCAGCACCAAGAUUUCUUCAGGCUUUCAUUGCCAACAUCGUCUUCCUCAUCUUAGCCAUUGCGAUCGCAGUUAUCCUUAGAAUCAAGCUGAUGGUUCUCAAUAAGAGAAUCGAAAGUGGCACCAUGAACUGGGAGAAGGAGCUUGGUCGUGGUAAUGACGGCUCUAAAAUCAGCCCUGAUUUCCGUUUCCUUGUUUGA
Molecule: messenger RNA, 1533 nt
Organism: Williopsis jadinii
Lineage: Eukaryota; Fungi; Ascomycota; Saccharomycetes; Phaffomycetales; Wickerhamomycetaceae
Exons: 1
Coding region: 1-1533 (510 amino acids)
Biological process (GO): transmembrane transport
Cellular component (GO): membrane
Molecular function (GO): transmembrane transporter activity
Source: RefSeq, a predicted model, not a curated record